This is a messenger RNA of Corticium candelabrum, 1131 nucleotides long. Its product is annotated as transport and Golgi organization protein 2 homolog. Gene Ontology annotation, biological process: Golgi organization; protein secretion. The coding region runs from base 7 to 846 and encodes 279 amino acids. The transcript has 7 exons. The record is from RefSeq and is a predicted model, not a curated record. Lineage: Eukaryota; Metazoa; Porifera; Homoscleromorpha; Homosclerophorida; Plakinidae. Gene Ontology annotation, cellular component: Golgi apparatus.
GUCAGGAUGUGUCUUCUCUUUCUCAGUUUCUCUAGCGACACAUCCCAACCGUACAAACUUGUUUUAGUUUUCAAUAGAGAUGAAUUAUAUUCGCGACCGACAACUCCUGCGCAGUUUUGGGAUGAUGACAAUAUUUUAGCAGGAAUGGAUAUGGAGACUGGAAAGAAUGGUGGCACUUGGCUUGGCAUUACAAGGACGGGUCGAAUUGCUACUCUUACUAAUUAUCGUCAGAAGUUUUCUGAUUUGAAUCCUAAAGCCCAGGGAAGAGGUUUCUUGGUUGUCGACUAUCUACAUUGUGAUUUGCCACCAGAAGAAUAUUUGAAGCCUUUGGCGGAAACAAGAACUCAUUUCAAUGGAUAUAACAUUCUUACAAUAGAACUGAAGUCAGGCAAGGUCUUUUAUUUCAGUAACAUGGAGGGCAGAGAUAUUCAACAGCUGACACCUGGAAUUUAUGGUCUUAGUAAUAAGACAGUUGAUGAUCCAUGGGCAAAGGUGGUUCAUGGCAAGCAGAGAUUUAUAGAUGUGUUGCAGUUAUACCAAGACUUGAAAGAGGCACUAAUAGAAGAACUCUUGAAGAUGAUGUCUGAUGAUACUUGUCGUCAUCCUGGUGGUAACUAUCCUUUGUUAGACUGGCCGGAGGAAUACAUAAAAUGUUCCAGUUCGAUAUUUGUUAGAGGGUUUGAGACACCAUCAGGUGGUUAUGGCACAAGAACAACUAGUGUUAUACUGGUGGACAACAAGGAUCAUGUGACAUACGUUGAGCGUACUCUGGAUGAUCCUAUAGAGAUUGGAACAUACAGAUGGCGAACACAGCAGUUUGAGUUUGACCUGUUGUCAUCAGCUUGAUUAGAGCAAAACCAAGACAGUCGACUAGAAGUUCCAAGUUGGAAGUCUUUGCAUCGAUAUCACUACAAUAUGAUGCUUGUCAAGAGGAAAUAUAGUCACUACUAACAUUUGCAUUCUUUUGUGUUUGAUCUGUAGUAUAUGUAUGUGUUGCAUCUACUCUGGUAACACUGAAUUGUCUAUGUUACCAGUAAUUAACGUUGUGACAUUGUGAUAGCCAAGCUGAUAUAUGCAAUCCUUUUUUAUGGUGUUUUAAUUACUUAUAUUGUUGAAUGUUCUUAUUAUUAA